Messenger RNA from Boleophthalmus pectinirostris (great blue-spotted mudskipper), 1077 nucleotides. RefSeq names its product gamma-crystallin M3-like. The record is from RefSeq and is a predicted model, not a curated record. The transcript is spliced from 4 exons. Gene Ontology annotation, molecular function: structural constituent of eye lens. Gene Ontology annotation, biological process: lens development in camera-type eye; visual perception. Bases 553 to 1077 code for a protein of 174 amino acids. NCBI's taxonomy places the organism in Eukaryota, Metazoa, Chordata, Actinopteri, Gobiiformes, Gobiidae.
ACAAUGACAAAAUAAAAGCAGGCCACGCAAAUUUAACUGAGAACUUUUUUUUACGUACAGUAAUCAAGAAGGUGAAAUCUGAGACACUGGAGAGACUCUAGUAGAUUAGUGAGUGUUUGUAUUUUUUAUGCUUGUUUUUCUUUUUCAGUUUACAUUUACAGUGACCACAUUCUGGGAUUGGGCUUAAAAAUAUAUGGCAGUUGGAAGCAGAAUAGUUGAAGCCUGUUUUUGAUUAAAUUUUAAAAUUUUUUGGUUUAUGUACUGUAAAAAUAACUGAAUUCACAACACCAUUCAUGAACUCUUCUGGUGAUGUCUGACCAGUGAUAUUCUAACAAUGACAUAACAUCAGCAACAACAUCAUGUCCCGUGGUAUCAAAGUAAAUAAAUCAUGAUGGUCCAAAUGAAAUUAACUGUGAUCGCAGAGUUGCUUAUUCAUCAGCUUUUCAGAUCAUUUGAAUAACAAACACGAGUUGGAGCGUGUAUAAAGUAUAAAAGCCUGCUGGCAGUCACAGGUUGUUGGACACAUUCCCACAAACUCACAUUGCAUCAAACAUGGGCAAGAUUAUUUUCUACGAGGACAGGAACUUCCAGGGGCGCUCUUAUGAGUGCAUGAGUGACUGUGCUGACAUGUCCUCCUACCUGAGUAGAUGUAAUUCCUGCAGGGUGGAGAGUGGCUGCUUCAUGGUCUAUGAGCGUCCAAACUACACCGGAAACCAAUAUUUCCUCAGAAGGGGCGAAUACUCUGACUACAACUCUUUUGGCAUGAGUGGUUCCAUCCGAUCCUGCCGUCUGAUUCCACAGCACAGAGGGUCUUACCGACUGAGGAUCUAUGAGAAGGAGAACUUCCAGGGUCAAAAUUUUGAGCUGCUGGAUGACUGCAACAACAUCCAAGACCGCUACCGUAUGCCUGACUGCCAGUCCUGCACAGUGAUAGACGGCCACUGGCUGAUGUACGAGCAACCUCAUUAUAGAGGCAGGAUGAUGUACUUCAGGCCUGGAGAGUACAGGAGCAUGAGAGAUGUGGGAUACAGUGGUAUGAGGAUCAGUUCUGUCAGGCGCAUCAUGGAUUCCUGUUAA